AUGAAAGAGGUUGUUAAAAAAGAAAUCAUUAAAUGGCUAGAUGCCGACAUUAUCUACCCUAUCGCAGAUAGCACGUGGGUCAGCCCCGUGCAAUGCGUUCCCAAGAAGGGUAAAAUGACAGUAGUCCCUAAUGCAAACAACGAAUUGAUCCCUAUGAGGGCUAUCACAAGUUGGCGGAUCUGUAUGGACUAUAGGAAACUUAAUGUGGCGAUAAAGAAAGAUCAUUUCCCAUUACCUUUCAUUGAUCAAAUGCUCGACCGACUAGUAGGGAAUGACUAUUUCUGUUUCCUUGAUGGCUCGACCAUUGAAUCGUUGUUGGAAGCUGAUAGACCUUUUGACUUUGAUCCACACUACCUCACCGCAUUCAAAGCACUAAAGGAUGCCUUGACUACAGUGCCAAUUCUGAUCGCAACCGAUUGGGCAAAGCCAUUUGAGCUAUUGUGCGAUGCCAGCGGAUAUGUGAUGGAGGCAGUCUUGGCACAAAAGGUAAAGACAAUGUUACACCCCAUCGCAUAUGCUAGCAGAACAUUGAACUCCACGCAAGAGAAUUACACCACCGCCGAGAAGGAACUUUUAGCGAUAAUCGACCAAAAGGGAAUAGAGAACCAGAUCACUGACCAUUUAUCGAGGUUAGAGAAUCUUGAAGUGGAUUGCAUCCAGUCGGAGGUAAACGCAUCAUUCCCUGAUGAGCAGUUGCUUAAGAUUGAAGAACUACCCUAG
This is a messenger RNA of Benincasa hispida (wax gourd), 720 nucleotides long. The record is from RefSeq and is a predicted model, not a curated record. NCBI's taxonomy places the organism in Eukaryota, Viridiplantae, Streptophyta, Magnoliopsida, Cucurbitales, Cucurbitaceae.